UUUUUCGGUGGCUGUGCGCAACGACACGAGUAAAACGGAGGCGCCGUAAGUUGCUCGUGAUUCUCCGACAACCGACUGUUGCGCCAGGAGAGCGUCAGUCCAGCAUGAGCGGAAACGCGGACGGCGGCGACGCGCUCGCGGAAAACGGCCUUUUCGCCACUUCAUGAGGCGUGAGCUUUGAUUGUUUUGCGUUCCAGAGUGGAAGUGGGUACAAAGGAAAAAAGCGGAAGCGCGCGCGCAGGAUGAGAAGCACGGAGCUGCUGCUCGCCUACUUUCUCGUGAAAGUUGUGGCGUGCGACGUAGCCGGUGAAAACGCCAGACAAGUCGGCUCGGUGUCCGUGUCUGGCUCCAACGAGUCCCGAGACGGCGAGAGCGGUCUGUCAGAGCCUCCGCACACAGAGGAUAAAUGCAGGGGCUACUACGACGUGAUGGGGCAGUGGGACCCGCCGUUUGUCUGCCGAACGGGCAGCUACCUGUACUGCUGCGGCACGUGCGGCUUCCGCUUCUGCUGCGAGUUCAAGGAGUCGCGCCUGGACCAGCGCGCGUGCACUAACGACGGCACACCGCCGUGGUCAAUAACCGGCAAACCGCCACCCAAAAAGAAUGACCCGGCGCACGACCCCACGAGGGAUAGAACCAAUCUAAUCGUGUACAUCAUAUGCGGAGUGGUCGCCAUCAUGGCUCUGGUCGGGAUUUUCACAAAACUCGGGCUUGAGAAGGCACACCGACCUCACCGAGAAAACAUGUCUAGAGCGCUGGCGCAAGUGAUGCGGCAGACGAGAGUAGAGGAACGCGAGGAGAACCUGGCUGUGCACGGACAGCCCUACGAGAACCUGCAGGCCCGGACUACAGGAAAUAACCUCCAAAGCAACCAGAUCAACAAUAUGAGUCCAGGAUCAGGCCUAAUGCAGGCAAUGACCCAGUACCCCACACUGGGGCAGGUUUCUCACACCUAUGAGCAACCACAGCCUGUCAAGGAGCUCAACAAAUAUGCAUCCUUGAAAGCAGUAGCUGAGAAAGCUAAUGAGAACUUUUACACAAAUCGGAGACAUGGGGUGGAAUUGACGACCAAAGGCACGUUACCCCUGCACUCAGUGCAACUUGAGCCGGAGCCAACCAACCCUUAUAGCCCAGAGUUGCCUUGCCAAAAACAAAACGGACACAAGGUGAAGAGCGUUAAGGUGUCGGGCUCACAUCCACUGCCCUAUGGCUCCAACACCAUUUCUACCCCAGGUAUGCUGAGGAGCCGGGAGGGAUCAGAUGUACUUGGGCGUCGCCACACAUAUGCCCCUAAAAAGCACAGCACGCUACUAGAGCAGGUCAAUGAGUUGGGCUCACCAAGCCAGCCUUACCUGCCUCCCCACCCAUACUACAUCAGCAACAGUAAGACUGAGGUGACUGUGUGAAAUGUAUGACACAGCCAGCUGACCUGAGCCAGACUAGAGCAAUCAAAGAAGGAGAGAAAGAUUUCCAGAGAUUUGUUUUGUUUCCUUAUGGCCAGGCAUUGACAGAGGUGCAUCUGAGCAUCUGAUUUG
Molecule: messenger RNA, 1535 nt
Organism: Tachysurus vachellii
Lineage: Eukaryota; Metazoa; Chordata; Actinopteri; Siluriformes; Bagridae
Gene: shisa9b
Product: shisa family member 9b
Exons: 4
Coding region: 243-1406 (387 amino acids)
Biological process (GO): regulation of AMPA receptor activity; regulation of short-term neuronal synaptic plasticity
Cellular component (GO): dendritic spine membrane; AMPA glutamate receptor complex; postsynaptic membrane
Source: RefSeq, a predicted model, not a curated record